Molecule: messenger RNA, 6196 nt
Organism: Neopelma chrysocephalum (saffron-crested tyrant-manakin)
Lineage: Eukaryota; Metazoa; Chordata; Aves; Passeriformes; Pipridae
Gene: DNAAF8
Product: chromosome unknown C16orf71 homolog
Exons: 33
Coding region: 806-6076 (1756 amino acids)
Cellular component (GO): dynein axonemal particle
Molecular function (GO): dynein complex binding
Source: RefSeq, a predicted model, not a curated record
GGGCUCUGAGGGGGGUCUCCCUGGGAGCCCUCAGCCCGGAGCCGUCCCUGGGCUGUGCCCGGGCUGCGGGGGCUCAUCCCCGGCCCCGUGCCCCUGAAUGCACCCCUGAAACCAAGCUCUAUCUCCCACCAUUGCCUGUGUCCUCUCAGCUGCUCCCUCCCAGCGACGCUGUCGAGAUGUAUGUGACAGCAAACGUCAGUUCUAGUGACACGGAAAGGCUCAGGAUCUUAUGUCUCAAUUAGAAUUAUAGAGUCGUUAAGGCUGGAAAAGACCUCGAAGAUCAUCAAGUCCAACCUAAGACCUAAUAAUACCUCCAUGCCCAAGCUCUCCAGAAAGUGACUGUUGUGGUUAUUGCUGGCAAGUCUUUGUUUUAAACACUGCUUGCUCCCACUGAAGAUGAGGCAUUAGCUGACUGAUAAGUCAGAUCCAGUGUAACAUCCAUAACUUUGGGAUACUGACCUCCAAAAUAAUCGCAGAGUACCACACCAGGCAGUUUAUUUUAUCCUCAUGGGACUCCUGUUUUCCUUAACAUCCUUUGCUCCUGUCAGAGCAUUGUACUCCAGCCACGGGAGUUUUCCUUCUCCUUACUUAAAUCAAAUUCGGGGUUGUCCCAGCAAAACCACUGUGUGAAUAUGGACUAUAAGAGGCAAUUGCAAGUUAUCAACAUCCCAGGGCAUAAGCUGAGUUUAACCUCAUGUUUUGAGGAUUUUUAUUGCCUACGUCAAUGCAAAUAAUAGUGACAUCACUUGAACAGUUUCAGCCCUCAACAACACACAACCUUUGAUGAUCCUUGGAAGCUGUUCCAAUGGCCUCAGAAGGGCAAAGUGAGGAUGCAGAACAUCCAGCUGAGCCUCCUGCAGCUCCUAUGCAGAGUGAGAGACCAUUCCAGUGGGGAUCCAUACUCGCUGCAGUGAAAGACCAGCUCCCAUCUCUGGACUCCGAGUCCUCCACAUCUGAUUGUGACAGUGAUGAGGAACUUUUCAUCUUCCAGCGGGAACUGCCGAAUUUAAUUCCUGACUUUUCAGAAGAACUGAUGAUGUUUUCCCUGGAAGACUCCAACGUGCAGGUUCAAAUCCAGGAAACAGAAAGACAACCAUGGGAAAUCUGGAACGGAGACCUGGAAAGUUUUGGCUUUCAGGAAGAAACAGAUGGUACCCAAAUCAUUGCAAAAGAAGAUGUACAAAUGAUUAAAGAUGAGACUUGCAAUCUUGCCAGCCAGACUGAAGAAAUGCCAAACCAAAAGGGAGCUGUUCUUGAAGAGUCUCUUGCAGAUUCCACAGAUCACCUUGAAGAGAAAGAACUGGGCAGGAGACAGGCCAGGGAAACAGGGAAGCCUUGGCUUAAAACAGCAUUGUCUGUGCAAGAGCUGUACAGUAAAAAAGAGAGAAAAAAGCUGAUAGAGACAAAGAUACUCUCCAAAACCAUUCUGGAGCCAUCCCCAGGCCACCCAGAGCAGGAUGUCAAACCUCCCCCCUGUGGCAUCAACAACAGUCUAGAAAGAAUUGCAAAGGGAGAGACCUCAGUUGAGCAUCUUGGAGGAGUGACCCGUUUGUCAUUGCAGGUCCAUACUGGUGGCAAACCCAGUGGAUCAGCAAUAUGGCUCCUGGAACUUCAGGAGAGCCAACCACAGAGUCUGUCUCUGGAAGUGCAGGAAACUCUUCUGAUUCCAGGCAGACUUGGCACUAAAAGAGGGAGCUUUCAGGCCUUCCAGUGUCUGGUCUUUCCUGUAGUGCUGGAGAAUAUUGAGAAAUGGGAUCUAGACAAGAAUCUUGGGGAGCUGGAGCAGCAGAGAGAUAACACUCAUGCAGAAGUUGCUUUCUUCUCAGCAGAUUAUGAGACCUUCUGGAGGAACUGUGAGCUCCUGAAAGAGCUGGAAGAGCUGUGUGCCAGGCAGUCCAGGACUGUGUCUCCUGUCUGCAGGUGGCUGUCAGACAAGCCCUACUUCUUUCCAGAAGAGCAGGACAAUAAGGAUGUUGCCUUGCCAUCAUCCUCACUAAGUUCUCUGAGAAGGAACAUUAUACUACAGAGCCCGCCAGAGCCUUCAACUGUGUACAUAGACUUAAGAGAUGAUGAACCACAGAACUCAGUGACAUUCCCUGAAGAAGAACAAAGUAUAAUUGAUGAGGAGCCAACACCCAUUUGGAACAGAGUUAACUCAUGUGGUCUGAUUUGUUUUAGAAGUUCAAGUGACAGCUCCACCGAAGAAGAAGAAGAGACUGUGACAAUUAAGGAUGGAGCAGAAAACAGAAUGAGAAAUUGCUCAGGGAAAUGCCAGUUACUGCAACAACUCCGAGCAGCUCAGAAGGAGACCUCAGAGCUUCUUUGUAAAGCAUCUACUCCAACUGAAAAACUGGAUCCAGAAAGCCUGGAAGACAGAGGUUCCUCUAAUAUAAGUCAAACCCAAUAUUGUAAAGUGAGGCAAGAGACAAAUGAGGUGGUUCCCAGGAAACUAAUGAGAUUGGAACCAGAGGAGAAAAGUCCCCCUUUGUCAAGCUGUGGGGACAAUGAAGCUGACAUAGAAAAAGGAAACAAAAUGGAAGCUGAGAAGGUUCAGAAUUCAGGAAAUGCUCCAGAGUGUCCUCUGACUACAACAGAAUUGCCAAGAAUCUCUGUAUUUUUCAGGACACAAGAAAGUGAAAGAGAGCUAUCCCAAAAAGAAGAGCAGAUGAAAGAGAGACAGAGGAGACUCAGAUUCCAGGAGCAGCUGGAGGGAUUGCAGCCUCAGCAGUCAGUGUCUGGGAAGCAGCCCAUGGCAGAGAACACCCCUGUUCUGUUCCACAUGGAAGCCUCUUAUUUGCCAGCUGUUGACACAUUGCCUGGCCCACAGCGUGUGAAGGAUGAGGUGCUGCUGCUGACCAUUAGGCUGACAAGCUGUGGCCAAGUGGCCACAGAUCAGUGUGAUGGGCAGGUGCCUGACAAGGUGCUGGGAGCAGCCAACAUCUACCAGGCCCUCGUGACGUGGCUGCUCUCUCUGGUGCCUCCUUUGAAAAGGAACAAUGGCCCCAAAGCUCCAUUUGAGGUGGUGGGGCUGCAGCAGGCCUGGAGGGAGGAAGGCUUGGCCCUCUGUGCUGGUCUGAUCCCAGCAGAUGAGUCUUCAGCCCAGAGCUGUCCCAAGACCCAGGAGACACAAAACACGGAAGAUCUACGAGGACCAUCUGUGUUUUACCAGAAGAUUUCUGCAUUUCUUGCCUCUACAUGGCUUCCAGAUGUUAUUUGGUGGAGGGCACAACUGGCCAGUUGCUUCCAAAACCAGCUGUGUCCACUUCAUCUUGAUAUUCCCUCUGUCCUGCUCAGUAACGUUGUUGCUGUUAAUCCCGACCCUCAGGCAGCAGAGAAGGUGUUUGUGGUGCCAAAUGGAUUUUACUGGCAGACAGUUGAAAGUGGUGACAAAUACUUCCCUGACAGCAGUGCCAUGGAGGCCUGCAGAGAUACAGACACUGAGGUUGCCAUGGUGUUGCUGUUUGAGAGGCUCCUCCAAAGUCCCCUGGCUGCCCAUCACCUGCUGCAGCUGCUGCUCAGCUCUGGCCUGGAUGUCUGUGGCCUCCGCCUGCUCUACCCCCAGCAGGAUGUGCUGCUCUCCAGCUCAGAAAAGCUGCCUUCUUCCUACACCUCAGAGUUUGGCAAUGUGCCACCAGUGCUGGCCCUGUGUGUGAGAGGGCCUAAAGCACGUGGCACCUUGCAGGACAUCGUGGGGCCAUCUGACCCAUGUCUGGCCAGAGUGACAGACUGUGGUUCCAUCAAUGCCAUCUACGGCAAGAGCCAAGAGGAGCCUCUCAUGUACCUGCCCUGCCUGGACAGCCAAGUGCACAGGGAGCUGUGCCUCUGGUUUGGAGGAAGGGCUACUGGGAUCCUGCAUCUGCCUUCCAGCUCUCAGGGUCCUUCAUCAGCUGGGACAGAAGCAGAUGAAGAAAAGAUUGAUCUCCAGAGCAGGAUGCUGCCUCGACAUCCAGCCAUGCUUGUCUCAACUACCAAAGGGGACAUCAUUCUGAUGGUGUCGCCUGUGGUGUCUCCUCGUGCCUAUGGAAGGGUGAUGUCUGUCUCCGCUCGUCGGGGGUUUGUCCUGCAGGGCCUCAGGCAGCUGCAGCUCUCACCUGAGCAAGGCCUUGUGCUGAGCAUGACAACAAGGCAGAUUGCUGUAUUUUGCCCUGGAAAGAGCUCAAGCUCACCUGAUAGUCCUGCAAGGGGAGAACUCCCAGCUGAACCACGGAGGCACUGCCUCGUUUUGUUGCUGAGGAAGGAGAAUGCAAGUCAUCACAUUCCUGCCCUGGUGAAAGGGCUGAUGGAUGAGCUGGCACAGCCAGGCCUUGGCAGUGGGCAGAGCAGCCCCCCUGUGAGUGCUGGCCUGGAUGCCUCCGUCUGCUUCCACGUGGCUCCGUACGCCGAGACCUCGCUGCAGGCCCUGGGAGGAAACCUCAGCGCAGUUCCAGAGCCCCACAACAUUCCUCUGGAUUUUUUCCACCACCGAACAUACGCUGCUGAUCCUGGGAUGGAGCAAGUUGUGACGCUGACUCUGGUUGGAAUGGAGACCAUGAAAAGUGCUGGAGAGCUCCUUCACCAGAUCCUGUUUCCUGGGCUUAACAACCAGCCUCAGAGUGCAGAAGACUCUGAGUCAGGAUUUGAGCUCCUAGGCCUGAAGUGGUUGCCCCACCUCACUCGAUGGCAGGCCAGAGAAAUAACUCCUUUUGAGGCUGGAGAUACUCACUGGCAGAGGAGCCUGGACACACUGAUGUCCAACCCCGUCCUCGUGUGCGUGAUCCGGGGGAUCGAUGCCUACGAAACCCUUGCAGGUGUCUUGGAGGGAUUAACACAGUGUAGGGAGAAGCUCACCACGAGUGGAAGUCUCCCACAGGCAGUAAUGGCCUUGACUCCAGAGGUGACAUUCAGACAAGCCGUCCUCUUCUUCACAGAGGCUGAUUUUGUAACUGAUGAAGAACACUGCCCUGCCAUGAAAUACCUGCCACCACCUGGCAGGAGGUCCAGGGCUGAAGUGGGUGGGAGCUGGAGAGGCCGUGCAGAGUCCCUGUUUGCCUACCUGCACACAGGAGCCCAGGUCCUCUGCACGGUGCUGCUCAUCAAACCCGGGGUCUGGAGCCAGAACCUUGCAAGGAUCCUCAGAAACCUGGACCUGGAAAAAUUCACCCUGGUCGGAAUGAAACACGUAGACCUGGAACCAGCCAUUGCUCUGGGACUCCUUCCUUCUGAAGUGAAACAGGAUCCUGCUGCUUUAGAAGCUCACUGUACCUACCUCACCUCAGGCACUGCUCUCGUGCUGUGCCUGCAGAGGCCAAAUGCUGUGAAGAAGCUGGUGGAUCUCCUGGGGCCAGAGGAUCCUAAACUAGCCCAAGCAGUAGAUCCCUGCCUCUGGAGGGCUCAGUAUGGCACCAGCACAGUCCAUAAUGGAUUUUAUGGCUCCAAAUCCUAUCGAAUGGCUGUCCGGGAUAUGAGGCUGUUUUUCCCAGAAGGGCUGUGCUGUGCCAAGUGUCAGACACUGGAGGAAGAAGAGAUUUAUAACCUGAAACGUGACCCCAUAUUCAGUCUGGAAGUCAGCAAGGAGCACAAGAUCCUAAACUGUGAGCCAGGAAGAAAACCCAAUGUUCUGGGCUCCGAGCAGCUAUGCAAUCCUGGUCAGCCAUUGCUGGGUACCCGCUGCCAAACCACUUGCCUCGUGUUGCCUGGGAUAAUCCUGCGGGGUUCAGAGCCCCCACCUUACGUGGACCUGCUGGAUGAGCUUCUUGGCAGAGGUUUCUCGGUGUCCAGAGCUCGUCUCACCGUGCUGGACAUGCCACAGGCUCUCUGCGUCUCCAGGACACUCAGCAGGGCCAAGGGCAGUGUGGCAGCAAAGUGUUCCCUCCUGAAGGAUGGUUUGUGCCUGGUGCUGGCAGCACAGCGGGACAAUGCUGUCACCUGCCUCGGCUCCCUGCUGGACAGUGCCUGCUGGCAGAAACAGUCCGUCCUGAACACUGCAGAGCAUCUCCUUUAUCCCCAGAAUGAGAAUCAGGCCCAGGAGCUGCUCUGCGGCCUUUUUGACUCACUGACAUCAGAGAGCAUCCACCGGAUUGAGUCCCAGGAUUCUUAGCCAGGACAGUCAAGGCCUCCGAGCAGCCUUGGAUGCCACUGUGGAGAUGGACACAUGGGCACUCCCAGCUCUAAGAACACAUAUAUUUGUUUGGGAUUAAAACGCAAAGUCUGAAGUGUG